AGCAGGAGAGAAAGGUAAAAAUGGCGGCCACCGUUGUCUCGGAGUUGUCACAUAUUCAACAAAAUGGAGAUCGUACCGACGUUCCACAGGUACAGACUGGAUCGGGCGAGCCGGCAGUGCAGACGUGGAUGAAGAUGGACAUUCCAGCACCAGGACCUCCUCCCAUGCAUGGAGCGUUUCAUCCGCACUCCCCCAUGCCAGAGCAGGAGCAGAUCGGCCCGGUGCUCGCCGGGCCUGGAGCGCAGCGGGAUCUGCCGCUGCUCACAGCACCCCCGAAGCUGAGCGCCGAGCAGCUCGAGAGCGUGAAGAAAGCGAAGAAGUAUUCGAUGGAGCAGAGCGUGAAGAACGUGCUCAUUAAGCAGACACUCGCUCAUCAGCAGCAGCAAAUGAAGACAAUCCAGCGACAACAGGCAUUAGUUCUUGCCUGCAGGGUGUAUGUGGGCAGCAUAAGCUUUGAGCUGAAGGAGGAUACGAUCAGGCAGGCAUUCCAGCCGUUCGGUCCCAUCAAGUCUGUGAACAUGUCUUGGGAUCCCGUGACGAUGAAGCACAAGGGCUUCGCGUUCGUUGAGUACGACAUCCCGGAGGCUGCGCAGCUCGCCCUGGAGCAGAUGAACGGGGUCAUGAUCGGCGGUCGCAACAUCAAGGUGGGUCGUCCCAGCAACAUGCCUCAGGCGCAGCCGAUCAUCGAGACGCUCAUGGAAGAGGCUAAGCAGUAUAACCGGAUCUACAUCGCGUCGAUACAUCAGGACCUCACUGAGAAGGAUGUUCAGAGCGUAUUCGAGGCGUUUGGGAAGAUCGUAUCCUGUGAGCUGGCAGCUGACACAAUCCCCGGUCGACAUCGUGGCUAUGGCUUCAUUGAAUACGACUCUCCACAAUCCGCACAGGAUGCCAUCAUCUCCAUGAACCUGUUUGACCUUGGAGGACAAUAUUUACGCGUGGGCAGGGCUAUCACGGCUCCGGACGCGUCAGCCACCCCGAUGCUUCCUGGCAUCAUGCCAACAGCAGCAGCAGUCGCAGCGGCCUCGGCGACGGCCAAGAUCCAAGCGAUGGAAGCCGUCACCAGCAACGUGCAGGCAAACGCAUGUGUUUACACCUUACUUAUCAUCACCAAUAGCCUCGUGAUUCCGCCACCAGGUGUCGUCACCAGCAUCAAUUUCUCGGGCGCCACCAUGCAGCCGACGGCGGUGGCGCCCCCCGUCGUGGCGGCAGCAGCGUACGCCGGGGUCGCCAUCCCGCCGCCCGGCCUCGUCACGAGUCUGCCCUACAGCGGGCUGGGUCUGCCCGCCGCAGCAGCCCUCAACAUCGCUCUGCCCGUGGCCGCAGCCCUCAACAUCGCCCUGCCGGUGGCCGCCGCCGCCAUCGCCAAACCGGCGGCGCCCGCCAAGGAGGAGGUGGAGCAGCAGCAGACGCUUCAGCAGCAGGAAGAGAUGCACAUCAGCGGCACCAACGCGCGUCACAUGGUGAUGCAGAAGCUGCUGCGCAAAUCCGACUCGCGAGUUCUGGUGCUGCGCAACAUGGUCGGCCCAGAGGACCUUGACGACGACCUUGAGACGGAGGUGACGGAGGAGUGCAGUCGCUUCGGUCAGGUUGACCGCGUCAUCAUCUAUCAGGAGAAGCAAGGCGAGGAGGAGGAUGCUGAGGUCAUCGUGAAGAUCUUUGUGCAGUUCAGCACGACCGCGGAGGCAGAAGCUGCUAAGAACUCGCUGAAUGGUCGGUUUUUCGGCGGUCACAUUGUGCGCGGAGAAAUCUACGAACAGUCGGCGUUCGAGGCGCACGAUCUCACCGGCUGACACGUGUCGCCGCCACCACACCACGCCGCGAGCAUUAUUCCCGCUCAGACGCCAUGACAGUAGACAGUGGCACCCUUUGGUUUUCAUGCAGCGUGUCGUUGUUCGGACUGGGCGGACGCUCGUUAGUGGCGAUAUUCGACUAGUGGAACACCAGCGAGUUUCUACAGGAGGUGGUUGCUAACUAAGAACAAUACAUGGUAUUCGUCGUUACCCCAUCCCAUCCUCGGCAGCUGUUCUUGCAGCGUGGGUCUGCCGGGGGAAUGUGGAUGCACGCUUACAGUAGAGGAGCGAUGCGAUCGAGUAUCUACUGGUGUGAGAGUUACAGUGUUCCGUUACAGAGCGCAGCUGGUCUCUGUUGAAAGACACCAAGUGUCUUGUGUCGUGGAGCUCCAGUUCUCUUCUGCCGUGCGGUCGCUGGCGUCUGUCUCUCGUGUUGGCAGUGUUCACAUCGUGUCAUCAGAAUGUGAACAUUUCUUUAUAGUAGGCUUUUAAUUGUUGCGUGAAGGUACGUGUUGCGUGUGUGUGUGCGCGUGAGAGAGUGCGUGGUUGCGUGUGCCUGCAUAUGUGUUAGUGUGUGCGUGCGUGUUUGCGUUUGUACGUAUAUAUAUAUAUAUAUGUCUGCGUGUGUGUGGCGCUGUGAGGGAUGGAUGGUGCUGAAGUUCUCGCAUGCUGAUGAGAAAUCUACAUGGACACAUUGUUGUAGCAAGUGAGCCACGCUUGGACACACCACUGGGUUAUGAUACAUGACGUACGUACAGUAGUACGACUAAAAAUUAUGGUUUCCCAGUAUUGAAUUGUAGUGGAUGUGUCACUACUGGUGGGAAAUACUGUAGUUGUAAAUAAAUAAUGUCUUUAUUAA
Molecule: messenger RNA, 2649 nt
Organism: Priapulus caudatus
Lineage: Eukaryota; Metazoa; Priapulida; Priapulimorpha; Priapulimorphida; Priapulidae
Product: poly(U)-binding-splicing factor PUF60-like
Exons: 14
Coding region: 21-1790 (589 amino acids)
Biological process (GO): mRNA splice site recognition; regulation of alternative mRNA splicing, via spliceosome; alternative mRNA splicing, via spliceosome
Cellular component (GO): catalytic step 2 spliceosome; precatalytic spliceosome
Molecular function (GO): RNA binding
Source: RefSeq, a predicted model, not a curated record